CGCUGCGCGUGCGCGCCACUACGGCGUGGGGUCAGGUGAUGUCGCGUCGGCUGGUGGCAGCGGUAGGCCGUCGGACGGUAGUCGGGCGGCUUUCAGUGCUGUGGCGCUACAGUUGUGGUCCAGGAGACCGCAAGACAGUCUGGGACGGUGUGAGCGUCCUGAUGGCCGCCCAGCAGUGCCUCCAGGGAGUCCACUUUCAGCAGCUGGCUUUGCAGGGAAGACCAAUAUCAUUUUCCCAAAGGCUGUGUUCAAAGCCACCCAAAGGAUUUGAGAAAUUUUUUGAGAGGAGUGGAAGAAACACAGAUUCAAAAAAAUCAACAGCUCUGAGAAAGGAAACUGGUAAACCAAAGAAUGCUGGGGCUGGAGGAGGUGGAAGCAAGAGAGGAGGAAAAGGGGAUGAUUUUUCGUGGUGGAAAUGGAUACAGAAGGGACAGUUUCCCUGGAAUGACAAGGAUUUCCGAAACCUGGCCAUUUUGGGGACAGGCGUUGCUGUGGGAGUUUUCUAUUUCUAUUUUCGAGAUCCUGGAAAAGAAAUCACCUGGAAGCACUUUGUGCAGUAUUACCUGGCCAGAGGUCUGGUGGACCGACUGGAAGUUGUAAAUAAACAGUUUGUACGGGUUAUUCCUCCCCCUGGGACCACUUCUGAGAAGUUUGUGUGGUUCAACAUUGGCAGUAUUGAUACCUUUGAGCGGAACCUGGAGUCUGCUCAGUGGGAGUUGGCGAUUGAGCCCACCAACCAGGCUGCAGUAGUCUACACCACUGAGAGUGAUGGCUCUUUUCUGCGAAGCCUGGUGCCCACCCUUCUCCUGGUUGGCAUACUUCUCUAUGCAGUGAGGAGGGGCCCAAUGAGGGCUGGGCACGGUGGCCGAGGAGGGGGCCUCUUCAGUGUUGGUGAGACAACAGCCAAGAUCCUAAAGAGCAACAUCGAUGUGCGAUUUGCAGACGUAGCUGGCUGUGAAGAAGCCAAAUUGGAAAUUAUGGAGUUUGUCAAUUUCCUGAACCCCAAGCAGUAUCAGGACUUAGGAGCCAAAAUCCCAAAGGGAGCCAUGCUCACUGGCCCACCUGGUACUGGCAAAACACUUCUUGCCAAAGCAACUGCAGGGGAGGCCAGCGUGCCCUUCAUCACUGUGAAUGGGUCGGAGUUCCUGGAAAUGUUUGUUGGUGUUGGGCCAGCAAGGGUCCGUGACAUGUUUGCAGUAGCCAGGAAAAAUGCUCCUUGUAUCUUGUUCAUUGAUGAGAUAGAUGCCAUUGGCCAGAAGCGAGGCCGUGGGCACCUUGGGGGUCAGAGUGAACAGGAGAACACCCUGAACCAGAUGCUCGUGGAGAUGGAUGGCUUCAACUCUACCACCAAUGUGGUGGUGCUGGCAGGCACCAACCGCCCUGACAUCCUUGACCCAGCCCUGAUGCGCCCUGGCCGCUUUGACCGCCAGAUUUAUAUUGGUCCCCCUGACAUCAAAGGCAGGUCAUCCAUCUUCAAGGUUCACCUGCGCCCACUCAAGUUGUCCAAAAGCCUCAGUAAGGAUGCCCUGGCACGGAAGCUGGCAGCUCUCACUCCAGGAUUCACUGGUGCUGAUAUUUCUAAUGUGUGCAAUGAAGCCGCACUGAUUGCAGCCCGCUACCUGAGUCCUUCUGUUCAGGAGAAGCACUUCGAACAAGCCAUCGAAAGGGUUAUCGGAGGUCUUGAGAAGAAGACCCAGGUCUUACAGCCCAGUGAAAAGACGACUGUGGCCUACCAUGAGGCUGGGCAUGCAGUAGUGGGCUGGUUCCUGGAGCAUGCAGACCCUUUGCUGAAGGUGUCCAUCAUCCCCCGUGGCAAGGGGCUUGGCUAUGCCCAAUACCUGCCCCGGGAACAGCACCUUUAUACACGAGAGCAGCUCUUUGACCGCAUGUGCAUGAUGCUCGGGGGCCGGGUGGCUGAGCAGCUGUUCUUUGGGCGGAUCACUACUGGGGCACAAGAUGACCUGAGGAAAGUCACACAGAGUGCGUACGCACAGAUUGUGCAGUUUGGGAUGAGUGAGAGGCUGGGCCAGGUGUCCUUUGACCUCCCACAACAAGGUGAGGCCCUUAUGGAGAAGCCCUAUAGCGAGGCCACUGCCCAGCUCAUUGAUGAGGAGGUUCGUCAUGUCAUCAGCUCUGCCUAUGAUUGUACGCUACAGCUGCUGACUCAGUGCCGGGAACAGGUGGAAAAGGUGGGCCGGCGGCUUCUCGAAAAGGAGGUGCUAGAGAAGGCUGACAUGGUCGAGCUGCUGGGCCCACGGCCCUUCGCGGAGAAGUCCACCUAUGAGGAGUUUGUGGAGGGCACUGGCAGCCUGGAGGAGAACACAUCCCUUCCUGAGGGGCUGAAGGACUGGAACCGGGGAGAGGAGGAGGGGGGCACUGAGCAGUACUUGGCGCGUAGCACCGCUGCAGCCACAUCCUCUGAGAGCAACUGCCAGAACCACCAGAAAGCACAUUAAACCAGUCACAACCACCAAUGGGCGUAUUGGAGGCACCUAGGACCCACAUAGGGGAGCGGCCAGCCAGGAGGUGGCUCCAGGGUUACAGGGGAGUGGCAACGAGCCAAGGGAGGUCCUAUUUCUCCCUGACCCUUGGGUGUGGUAUCACCCAGGGCUCUGUACCCUCAAGAACCUCAUACUGGCCUUUCAGUUGAGGCAACUCAGUUUCCAGUGUCCCUAGAUGUCUUAUAGUACCUCACAGGAGAGUCUUGACUCAGCAUGAAUGCCCUCAAGGGAUGGGUUCGGAAACCCAGGGAAAACAGGAGCCUGUGAAGGAAUUCGCAUCAAUAAGGAAAGACCAGGUGUUAGUCAGCUGGGCCUUCUGGGAAGUGGGUCAGUGCUUGGGAAAGAAACCCAGAGCCAUUAAGGACUAUGGCUAAGGGAGGGUAGUGGAACUUGGGGUGUACCUGGGUCUGGGACAGGCCUGCUUGCCUGAGCCCCUGGUCUUUGAGUAGGUUAGUUUUGUUCCCCACAGAGUGAUAGUCUGCAUGCCCUGUGCAGGCCCUCAGAUCUCUUUGGAUGCCUAUUGGUCCUGGCUUUGGGUUGACUAUCUUGCUUUCCAGUAAGAGGAAGGCCAGCUCCAGGUUGUGAGCAGAAUGCCUUUUUAAUGCCAUGAGCUAAAAGGCCCUUUUCCUUUUCUGUGAAUAUUGUGGGUUUUAGUGGAGGUCUCCCCUGCUUCCUGCCAGUUCACAGGAUACAGAGCUAUGAGCCAUCACCAUUGACACCCUACUACACCUCUGCAUGAUUGUGACCUCAGAAAUAGAGGUCCUGCUGGGGACAGGCACUUUCAAUUCUUGCUUAUAAAAUAUAUUAUUGAAAGUUUAAA
This is a messenger RNA of Cavia porcellus (domestic guinea pig), 3321 nucleotides long. RefSeq names its product AFG3-like protein 1. Gene Ontology annotation, biological process: mitochondrial protein processing. The transcript is spliced from 17 exons. Gene Ontology annotation, molecular function: ATP hydrolysis activity; ATP-dependent peptidase activity; ATP binding. Bases 39 to 2456 code for a protein of 805 amino acids. Gene Ontology annotation, cellular component: membrane; m-AAA complex. The record is from RefSeq and is a predicted model, not a curated record. NCBI's taxonomy places the organism in Eukaryota, Metazoa, Chordata, Mammalia, Rodentia, Caviidae.